AUGACCUCGGUGGAAUUUACGGACGCCCCUGCGCUGUCGGACAGACACGACCCCCGUAGGCUUAGCUGCGGCUCGCCCCGGGAGCCGAAACCAACAUCAACUUACAUCCCCUAUUGUAUAUAUCAGAAACAAACCUACGUCAACUGCACACCACGCGAGAAGCUGCCCCUUAUAACCACGGCAAUUGCGAAGAUACCGACAACGCAUCCCCCUGCACUCCGCUCCUACGGCAUGCCCUCGAGCCCCGACGCCCCGCCAAACAGCACAUGA
This is a messenger RNA of Chondrus crispus (carragheen), 270 nucleotides long. RefSeq lists its product as hypothetical. The transcript has a single exon. The record is from RefSeq and is a predicted model, not a curated record. The coding region runs from base 1 to 270 and encodes 89 amino acids. Lineage: Eukaryota; Rhodophyta; Florideophyceae; Gigartinales; Gigartinaceae.